AUGAUAUCCAACGGUGGAUUAGAUGGAGAUCCGUAUGGAGUUUCACCAUUUCAACAAGGAAGAACGUUUAUGACACCGCCACGAAAUCCUCCUGUCUUUUAUAAUAAUUCGAGUUAUUCGCAACCGUCCAUGAUGGGACGUGAUGGAUCAUUAACGAAUAGUGUUAGUGGCACUAAUAAUAACAAUUCCAAUGCUUAUUUAACGGAUUUACAUUCACAUUCAGUACAGAGCAAAUUUGCACAUGCCAAUCAUAUGAUGGGCGCAUCCCGCUUAGCACACCUGGGAGUCGGUGGAUCAUUCAAUAAUCUCGGUCCAGUGUCUAGUCAUGUACGCAAAAGCUUACAAAUGACAAUGGAUGCAGCAGCUGUAGACGCAAAUACACGUAUAUCACCCGAAAAUAACUUGGACUUUUAUGGUUACUCUCAAGCAACACCUUACAGUAUGCAGCAACUAACCGACGAUGAUUUGUUAAUGAGUGGAUCGAGUCAGUAUGAUGAAAAAGAACGCACUGUACCACCGGACAUGUCAUCGGUUCGACAAGCUCGGCCUGAUUUUGCAUAUUUUAUGCCUGAUGAAUUGCGAACGGAAUUACUCAGACGUAAUCAAAUGUUGACUGCUAGCGCAAUCCCACUUGAUAGUAGCCAGGCGAACGUUCCGCAUAAAUCUCGCACUUUUCGUUAUCAAACAAUCAGCUACAAAGCAGCUCAUAUCCGAACGAAUACCAUAUGUUAUCUAAAACGAAUUAUGGGCUGUAAAUUGCCCACGGUGCGAUCAUAUGAAAUUGUCGAAGCUUGGAAAAAGAUCAAUCAUGCAAACAUCGUUCAAUUACGUGAAGUGUUUCUAACGAACGAUUUUGACGAUGAUCAACCUUCGAUUGUUUUCGUCUAUGACUAUCUUCCAUGUUGUGAAACGUUACAAAAACGGCAUUUUAGUGCGAAUAAUAGUUUAUUAAAAGGCUGGUCCAAUCCUUAUAAUAUCUCGGGAGAAGAUCGACCAUUCAGUGCUGGCAAAGGAACGAGUCAAUCUGGCUUACUGGCUGAACCACUUAUCUGGGAAUAUGUAGUACAAAUGUCAUCAUUGAUUCGAACAUUGCAUGCUGCAUCGUUAGCUUGUCGUUGUUUACAUUUGUCCAGAAUACUUGUUGAUGGAGAUUCGAAAACAGGCCGUGCAAAAUCGAGAAUAUGGUUAAGUGGUGUGGGUAUUUCUGACAUUCUCGAAGGAACUAUUCAAGGAGCAAUUCAUCAACAUAUGCAAAAUGAUCUGCAAGAUUUUGGUCGAUUGAUUUUAAUGUUAGCAUGUAAUUCGAUCGUCGGCGCACAAAAAGAACAUCUACAAACAUCAUUGGAGAUCGUUCAACGAAGUUAUACACCUGAUCUGAAGAAUCUAAUUUUACAUUUCUUGGUACCUUCGAACACCAUGAAACCAAGAAGUAUUAAUGAAUGUAUGCCAAUGAUAGGUGCAAGAUUUUAUGCACAUAUUGAUAGUUUACAUGUGCGAGGUGACAUCUUGGAAAACGAAUUAGCAAAAGAGCUUGAUUCUGGCCGUCUAUUUCGAUUGAUUUGUAAACUCAAUACUGUUCUCGAACGACCUGAAUAUUCAAUGAAUCAAGCUUGGUCAGAAACAGGUGAUCGUUAUAUUCUGAAAUUAUUUCGUGAUUUCGUAUUUCAUGCCAUUGGUUUCGAAGGUGAACCGAUUCUCGAUAUGGCACAUAUUGUUCAAUGUUUGAAUAAAUUCGAUGCUGGUUCACAUGAUAAAAUUUGUCUGACAUCACGCGACGAACAGAACGUUAUUAUUGUUAGUUAUUCGGAAUUGCACCAAGCAUUCGAACGCGCUUUUACCGAAUUGAUGAACUAUGGAGCAACAGGUGCAUCUUAA
This is a messenger RNA of Adineta ricciae, 1875 nucleotides long. NCBI's taxonomy places the organism in Eukaryota, Metazoa, Rotifera, Eurotatoria, Adinetida, Adinetidae. The record is from the annotation of a GenBank genome assembly.